Nannizzia gypsea CBS 118893 is the source of this 513-nucleotide messenger RNA. RefSeq lists its product as hypothetical. Bases 1 to 513 code for a protein of 170 amino acids. The transcript has 2 exons. The record is from RefSeq and is a predicted model, not a curated record. NCBI's taxonomy places the organism in Eukaryota, Fungi, Ascomycota, Eurotiomycetes, Onygenales, Arthrodermataceae.
AUGCCUUCCAAAAUCUCAGUGAAGAAUCCACGUAUACCCCAGUGUCUCGCUAUCCAGAACAACCCUGAUGAGGCUAUCAAGUCAUUACGCGAUCUUAUAGGAUCAGUAUUAUACUAUCGAGCCCAAGUAAUCGUCGAUACACUAAAGAACCAAAAGGAACGUGUUGGUGUCAUACUCGGAGAGAUUGACAAGAACUGGCGAAACAUCAGCGGACUGUGUCUAACACGAAGUACGAUGCCUGGAAAAGCCAAGACCUUGCGACCAAGUGGGACAGAUUCAAGAGGUCUCAGUAGUUAUGUCAAAGCUUACAGCAAGACAACAGGGCUGCUCAAAAUAUCCGCCAAGAAAUUAAGUGAUAAGUACGGGUCCGCAGCGUACAUUAAAUCAGCUCAAAAUGCACCAAAUGAUGAUGCAGCUACACGGAAAAAGGAGUGGAUGAGAGAGGUGAUAGAAAAGGUUGAAAAAUUUGACAACGCCGUGGAAAUAUUGCCAAGUUGGCCAAACCCAUUUUAA